Molecule: messenger RNA, 790 nt
Organism: Arabidopsis thaliana (thale cress)
Lineage: Eukaryota; Viridiplantae; Streptophyta; Magnoliopsida; Brassicales; Brassicaceae
Exons: 2
Coding region: 168-518 (116 amino acids)
Source: RefSeq, marked reviewed
AGACGCCACGUCACACUGAGUCUCCAUCCCAAAAACUUUCCCCAAAACAAGAAAGAAACAUACUUUGUUCUAUCUUCUCUCUCACAUAGGGUAAGCGAUCUUUAAACAUCUUUGCUCGAUUUUUCGUGUAGUUCCUAGAUUCUCGGAGAAUCAAAUUCACUUACUAAAUGGAGCAAAUUGCGGCGUUAGAUGUCUCAAAUGGUAAAGUAAAAGAGCCGAGGGUAUUAUCUCCGGGAGGGUCCAAGAUCGAAGAGAGGCAAAGUCACAGUGCUACUAAUGAGAAUGAUAUGAGUCAAGAUGGUAGAGAUCAGCCUCAUGGUGAAGUGAACAUGGAAGCUUCUAUAUCAGCAGAAGAUGUGAUAAGAGCUGGAGGGUUUGGUGCUAAAGAUGACAUUGGAAGCUUCCUUCCUGUGGCGAGUGACUCGACUGACUUUGAGGAAUCAAUCCGAUCUGCACGCGAUUAUGAAGAAGCGCAACCAGAGGUUCAAAGACCGGGUCUUGGCUAUCCGAAAGUGUAAAUCUUUGCUUCUAUAGUUCUUGUUGGGUUUUGUGAGUUCAAUUGUUAUGUGUGAAUUGUGAUGAUGGACUAAGGCUGGAUCAUUCCAAGGUAGAGAACUCUGGUUUUAGUUGCUACAUUUAUAGAAAGUUUUUAGUUCUGUCAAGAUGAAUCUAAAUAUGUUUUCUUGCCCUGCUUAUAGCAAAAAGUUUUUAAAGGACUUUAAUAUUUGAUAUAAGGGGGAUGGAUUAUGGAAACUACCAAUCAUUCUAUAAAUCAGAAUUAUCAUUAUGU